CGCGGAGGCCCGCCACAUCCCGAUCCAGCUGACGGAGGCGCGCAACAUCCGCUGCAGGUGCGGAGGGGCGCGUGCUGCCGCAGUGCUGCAGCUGGCCGAGGCGCGCCAGCUGCCGUGGAGUGGCGGAGGCGCGCGAGGCGGAGGCGAGGCGGAGGGGCCUUCCCGCGCCUGCCCGUGCACGUGCCCGUGUCGCUCAUGCAGGCCGUGCCCGUCGAGGAGGCGCCGGCCCAGCCGCAGCCGCGCCCGCAUUACGUGCAGCCGCGCUCGGUGCGCGCCAAGCGGGCCGUGGAGGAAGUGUUCCUGCACAAGCGCGAGAAGCGCAUGCGCCGCUGCGCCUGCGACUGCUCCUGUUAGGCGCCCCCGCGCCCCGCGCCGGCGCCCUUUUAUACAGCGCCACUCAACCAGAGCUACUUAUUACUUCGUAGAAACAAAAAGUCUGAGCCACACUACCCGCCUUUUGUAUUUAAAAACGUUAGAUGUAUAACAGAUUGUAUUGUGUGAUCGUACUUUCCUGUGUAAAUAUUACUUGGAUAUUAUAAAUAAUAAAGACUUACACAAUUGGAU
Messenger RNA from Gryllus bimaculatus (two-spotted cricket), 564 nucleotides. NCBI's taxonomy places the organism in Eukaryota, Metazoa, Arthropoda, Insecta, Orthoptera, Gryllidae. The record is from the annotation of a GenBank genome assembly.